UUCUCCCGAUCGUACUCCUCAUCAAUCACAAAACAAACUAGUGCCUUAAUUCUUCAUUGAUUAUUAUAUGAAUUAGUUCACAUGCUUCUACACUGAUCCAAAUCAUUCACCUCAAUAAUCAUCAUAUCCCAAACCAUUGAUACACCUCCUUAAAAUUAAAACAAACAAUCACUCGUAGCUCACUCUCAUGGAACAGCUCAAUAAUAUCUACUUCAUUUUGAUGGAAUCUGUGACUAUCAUAUUUUCAUGGAAGAAAAUCUUCACCCAAAUCACCAUAGCCACAAUUUUCCCCUUAUAUCUCCUAUCUCUCCUCCAUGAGCUCCUCUUCUCCAACAUACUCCACAACUCUUUCAACAACAGCCCUAAUAAGUGGUGGUUUUGCCUCUUCAACGCGGCGUAUAUCGUCCUCUUCCUCGUGCUCUCCUUGGUCUCCACGUCCGGAGUGGUGGAGGCCGUCGCGCUUGUCUACACGGCCAAGGAGCCGCGUUUCGCAGAGGUCAUGGGUGUGGUGCCUAGGGUUUGGAAAAGGGUCACGGCCACGUUUUUAUGGAGUUUAUUACUCGUUGUCACGUACAACACGGCCGCUUUCGCACCGAUAUCUCCAUGGGUUUCGUACAACCUUAUUUUCUAUAGUGUUUACGCGGCUGGGUUCGUGUAUAUCAGCAUCAUAUGGCAUUUGGCGAGCGUGGUCUCGGUGUUGGAGGAAUGCGGAGGGGUGGACGCCAUGAUCAAGGGCUUGGGGCUGGUGAAGGGCAGGAUGGUCAUUUCAGGUGUUGUUUUCUUCUUGCUCAACUUGUGUUUUGUUUGGAUUGAAGUGGUGUUUCAGAGAUAUGUUGUGGUUGGGGAGAUGGUUUGGAGGAGGAUUGGAUGUGGGAUUGUGAGUUUGUUGGUGUUGUGUGGGAUAACAUUGUUAGGGCUUGUCACUCAAACGGUUGUUUAUUUUGAUUGCAAGUUGUAUCAUGGUGAGAUUAAUAUAAUCCCAAUCGCAAACUCCAACGAUGCAAGAGUUGAUUUGGGUGAUUAUGCUCCCUUCAGAUCUAAUGAGUUGGAUAGAUGUUAAUUAGUGUAUUCGAAAUAGUUCAGCAUUUCUGCAGCGGUUACAAUUCUGAUCUCUCAUUAUUUUUAUA
Salvia hispanica is the source of this 1127-nucleotide messenger RNA. RefSeq lists its product as uncharacterized. The record is from RefSeq and is a predicted model, not a curated record. Lineage: Eukaryota; Viridiplantae; Streptophyta; Magnoliopsida; Lamiales; Lamiaceae.